Oppiella nova is the source of this 3520-nucleotide messenger RNA. NCBI's taxonomy places the organism in Eukaryota, Metazoa, Arthropoda, Arachnida, Sarcoptiformes, Oppiidae. The record is from the annotation of a GenBank genome assembly.
CAUUUCUAAAGUUUUAAUCAUUGGAUUGAAUGACAAGUGAAUUGCAAUUAACGACUGAAUGAGUGAUUAAUUGCCAGAAAAUGUCGGGCAAUGAGUGGGAGGAGGGGUCGGGGGCUGUGGUGUUGGGCACACCUCUGGAGCCGUUGUCUGAGGACCAGGUGGUGAGCCGUAAGCCUGAGUUGGACCUAACGGUGCGGGACUCAGAGGGGCGCCGAAGAUUUCACGGGGCGUUCACCGGAGGCUUCUCUGCCGGACAUUACAUGACUGUCGGGUCGGAGGAGGGCUUCACGCCUUCGCAGUAUGUCUCGAAUCGCACCCAAAAGUGGGACAAAUCGCUGCUAAGACACAAACCCGAGAACUAUAUGGACGCCGAAGACAUGGAUGUGUUUGGCAUCGCUCCCAAACGCAUCACCGCAAGGGAUCAGUUCACUGAACAACACUUCGCAGUGAUCAAACCGACGGUCGAGUCGAUUGGUCUUCAGUUAUAUAAACGGAUGAAACGAAACGCGAAGAAUGACAGCAAAUAUAACUCGCGAAAGGUCUACGGAUGCGAUGCGCCGACCAAUACUUCGGCGACCAAUGAAUUGCCAUUAGUUUCAUACGAAGCGAAGAGUGAUUUGCAUGGAAUCGGAUACAAACCGAUCGCAGAGGACAGCGAUGGCAACCACUUGAAGGACUCGACCGGAGUUUCUGCCACUUUUAGAAGCGGUCGGAAACUGAAGAUAUCGGGCGAAGCGUUCGGUUAUGGAGUUCUGGACGACGACAUCGAAGAAGACGCCGUUGUCUACCAUAAGGACGACAUCUCUCAAUACGACUACGAAAUCGGUUUCGUUAGACCAGAAAAUAAAGACAAGAAUAGAGCCAAACAUAAAGCCAUUGAUGUGUUGAAGAGUGAUGUGAUUGAAGGCUUUGAGAAGUGUUUGACGAAAAUUAAUUUAAUGGAAACGAUUGGCAAACAAUAUCCCAUUCCUGUGUUACCCAAACAUUGGAAACGUCCGUCCAGUGAACAUAAGGCUAAGAAGUCUCGUUGGGAUCAGUCCAGUGAUCAACAGAAGACAACCACUGAUACGAAAAGUGAUGACAAAACGACGACAACGAUCACUAAAACUCCAGUUCUCAACGCAAACAUCAGAGCAAUACUUUUGGGAGAAGAAGUGGUUCACAGACACGGAGUGAAGAAAACAGAUUCUCAGAGAAAACCAAUUGAUUCUUCAAAUCCGACUCAAAAUAAAGAGGUUUUGAAUAAAAAGAAAAGCGAACCCAUAUUCCAGAGCCCUUUGACAGGAUUUUGGGCCAAUAAGUUCACCAGAAGUAGUGAUGGCGCCGAAGACAUUACAGUAACCGGAGGUUUGACUGAAUUCAAAGACACCCAAAACAUGAAGACUAUUGAGAAAGAAGUUCAAGAGAGAAGUACUGCCACCGAAAGGACUACUUAUGAAUGGCAUCCCCACAGUCUUCUAUGCAAACGAUUCAAUAUUCCUAAUCCUUUUCCGCAAUAUCCAGACGUUGUGGGCGUCGUAACUGUCGGCAAAUCAGACGUCAGAAAUAGGACUUCAAAAAUAAAUGAUAGGAAAACUAAAACUAAUAUAUUUGAGAGCCUUAUCGAUGACAGGGUUUUGUCAAAAACAUCGUUUGAUUUGUCAAAAGAGAGUGAUUUUGAGACCAAAAAUAUGGACAACAAUAUCGAUACGAAUGAUUCAAAUGAUGACAAUGAAGACGAAGACAGUGAAGAGACGACUCGACCGCCAAUGGAUUUAUUCAAAGCUAUAUUCGCUUCCGACGAAGAAAGUGAUGGCGAAGACAUUGCAGACAAUACUAAAUCCAUUGAACCGAACGAACAAAAUGUUGAAAAGACUAAUGAGAAGAGCAAUGAAUUGAAAAAUUUUGAUCAAUUGAAUAGAAAUUUUACUCCUAUUUUGAAGCCCAAAGAAUUGGUAGUAAAUAAAAGUGAGACCAAUAAGAGUGUGGAAAAUAGUAGAGUCGAGCCUAAAGAGAGCCAAUCGGAUGACGUGUACGGACCGGCCCUUCCGCCAGACUCUAGUCUUUUGGUUUCAAAUAAUGAUCACUCGACCAAUGGCUACAGAGAGGCCAAACUUUUGGCCAAAAAUAACGGACAGUUUGCCACCCGAGCCGUACAUGCGGGACAGGACUCUUCGAAAUGGAAUUCCCGAGCUGUCAUCCCUCCCAUCUCUAUGGCCACCACUUUUGAACAGUUUUCUCCUGGAAAUCAUAACGGCUUUGAAUACGGAAGGAGUGGAAAUCCGACCCGAAAUUGUCUGGAGGAGGCCAUCGCAUCCCUGGAAGAAGCAAAAUACGGCCUAUGCUAUUCCUCUGGUCUGGCAGCACAGGUCAACAUAACAAACCUUUUGGAGGCCGGAGACCAUAUCGUAUGUUUUGAUGAUCUUUACGGCGGAACCAAUCGAUACUUCCGGACGAUUGCCGCCAGAUUUGGUCUCGAAAUAAGUUAUGUGGACGCAAGAGAUCCACAGAAUGUGCACAAAGUUCUUAAGCCAAACACCAAACUUGUUUGGAUGGAAACGCCAACCAACCCAACCAUGAAAUUAGUUGACAUCAAAGCUGUGGCCAAAAUUGUGAAGAGCGAGGCUUCACAGGCUAUACUCGUUGUGGACAACACUUUCAUGAGUUCUUACUUCCAAAAGCCGCUCACUUUAGGCGCAGACGUGGUCAUGCAUUCAUUGACUAAAUAUAUGAACGGUCACGCGGAUGUAGUGAUGGGAGCCAUCGCUACAAAUUCACCCGAUAUUUUCGAAAGACUUAAAUAUCUUCAAAACUCACUGGGAGCGGUUCCGUCGCCUUUUGAUUGUUUUCUGGUAAACCGCGGCCUUAAGACUCUGGCCGUGCGUAUGGAACAGCACCAGAAGAAUGGCUUAGCUGUGGCCAGAUUUCUAGAGUCUCACCCGCAGGUGAGGAAAGUGAUUCAUCCGGGUCUGGAGAGUCACCCGCAGCACGAGCUGGCAGUGCGCCAGUGCUCGGGAUUCAGUGGAAUGGUAUCCGUGUAUAUAGAGGGCGACGGAGAGACCGCUAAUGUGUUCCUCAAAAAUCUCAAACUAUUUAUUUUGGCGGAGAGUUUGGGAUCUGUGGAGAGUCUGAUUGAGAUCCCGGCGCUUAUGACUCACUUGUCUUUGCCUAAAGAGACGCGAGAAAUGCUUGGCAUCGAUGACACACUCGUCAGACUGUCUGUUGGCAUCGAAACGACUGAUGAUUUGAUAUCAGACUUGUCUCAGGCCUUAACCGCUGCUAAAAAAUUCAAUGAUUUCAAGUCAAAGAAACACAUUUUAUAAACAAUGCUAACUUCUCUCAUAUAACCCCUGCCCUCACCCCCUCUGCCCCUAUCAUCCGGUCCUCUCUAUCAACAGUGAAUUAAUCGCGGAGUGACUGCCCCUCCACUGCCAUCACAUGCUGUGCAAAGCUGUCUAACUCUGUACUCCUUGUGCCACAAACUGUAACACAAAAGUUGUCACUCUUUGCCUUUAGUUUCAGAAAAAUAGACUUUUCUGAA